GUGUACUAAACUAUGAAAAUGGUAUAAUCUUGGCAUCUUUAAAAGUAUAAUUUUGGCUGGCAACUGGGGAGAUAAGUUUGACUCUUGUGGGAAGUGUACAUUAAACAUUUGUUUAUAAGUACUAUAGCCUAGUGAUAAAAGAGGAAACAAAAUUUGCAGCUGCAAAUUAUACAAUGAGUUAAUUAACAAAUUACGAAGAAACCAUGGAAUUCCCUUCCCAACUUAUUAUUCUACUACUCUUGUCUUUCCCCGUAUUCCUCUUCCUCCUCAACCGCCGUCGGAAAAUAUCGGCCACCAAAAACCGCCGCCUACCACCUGGACCACCGGGAUGGCCCAUAUUUGGAAACAUGUUCCAACUUGGAGAAAUGCCUCACCGCACACUCACAAACUUAAGAGAAAAAUAUGGUCCAAUUUUAUGGCUCAAAAUUGGCGCCGUAAACACAAUGGCUAUACUCUCAGCCAAAGAAGCCACAAUAUUUUUCAAAAACCACGACCACGCUUUCUCAGAUAGAACCGUAAUUGAAACCAUGCGUGUCCAUAAUUACGACAAGUCAUCAUUAGCUUUGGCUCCAUACGGCUCCUAUUGGCGCCUAAUGCGCCGGCUCGUAACUGUCGAUAUGUUGGUCCUAAAACGCAUAAACGACACCGUUUCAAUUCGCCGAAAAUGCGUAAAUGACAUGCUCGCGUGGGUUGCAAAAGAAGCGCGCGCGCGUGAGUUGGAAGAUGGUCGUGGACUCCACGUGGCGCGUUUUAUUUUCUUCAUGAGUUUUAACAUGUUUGGGAAUUUAAUGUUGUCGCGGGAUUUGUUUGACAUGGAAUCUGAAAAUGGGUCCGAGUUUUUCGCGGCGGUUAUGGGGAUGAUGGAGUGGACUGGACAUGCUAACGUGGCGGAUUUGUUUCCUUGGUUGAGGUGGUUGGACCCACAAGGACUUAGGAGGAAAAUGGAUAGGGAUAUGGGAAAAGCUCUUGAAAUUGCUUCCACGUUUGUGAAAGAGCGUUUGGAGGUGGAGCGUGAUGAGGUAUCGAGAGAUUUCUUGGAUGUUUUGCUUGAGUUUCAAAGAAAUGAGAACCAACAUGCACUCAAUAUCUCAGAUAAAGAUCUCAACAUUUUCAUCUUGGAAAUGUUCUUGGCUGGGUCAGAAACAACGACCAGCACAAUUGAAUGGGCAAUGACGGAGCUAUUAUGCAACUCUAAUUGUAUGUUAAAGGUUAAAACUGAGCUUAGUUCAUUAAUUGGGACUAAAGAUGUUGAAGAGAGUGACAUAGACAAGCUUCCUUACCUACAGGCUAUAGUUAAAGAAACACUAAGGUUACAUCCUCCAAUUCCACUUCUUGUCCCACGAAAAGCGGUACAAGACACAGACUUCAUAGGAUACUUCAUACCAAAAGACACACAAGUGUUUGUGAAUACUUGGGCAAUUGGAAGAGAUCCAGAUGUUUGGGAUGAACCUUUAGUUUUUAAACCCGAGAGGUUUUAUGGUUGCAAUAUUAAUAAUAAGAUUGAUUAUAAAGGGCAAAAUUAUGAGUUGAUCCCAUUUGGAGCUGGAAGAAGAAUGUGCGCGGGUGUGCCUUUGGCUCAUAGAGUGCUUCACCUUGUGUUGGGAUCAUUGCUACAUCGAUUUGACUGGGAGCUUGAUAGCAAUGUUACGCCUUCAACUAUUGAUAUGAAAGAUAGGCUUGGUAUAACCAUGCGAAAAUUUCAACCUUUGCUUGCUGUGCCCAAAUUAGUUGCUUCUUAAUCAUUGUUAUUUAAUGAUUUAUUCUAUAAAUAAAUCAGUGUUUUUUAGUUCAACUUAUAUAAAUGUCAACUUCUUAAAUUCAACUUAAUGUCUUGACUUUGAACGUGAUAUGUUU
Molecule: messenger RNA, 1854 nt
Organism: Cicer arietinum (chickpea)
Lineage: Eukaryota; Viridiplantae; Streptophyta; Magnoliopsida; Fabales; Fabaceae
Product: cytochrome P450 76A1
Molecular function (GO): oxidoreductase activity, acting on paired donors, with incorporation or reduction of molecular oxygen; heme binding; monooxygenase activity
Source: RefSeq, a predicted model, not a curated record